Brassica oleracea var. oleracea is the source of this 1737-nucleotide messenger RNA. RefSeq names its product probable glycerol-3-phosphate acyltransferase 3. NCBI's taxonomy places the organism in Eukaryota, Viridiplantae, Streptophyta, Magnoliopsida, Brassicales, Brassicaceae. The coding region runs from base 43 to 1602 and encodes 519 amino acids. The transcript is spliced from 2 exons. Gene Ontology annotation, molecular function: phosphatase activity; glycerol-3-phosphate 2-O-acyltransferase activity. Gene Ontology annotation, biological process: cutin biosynthetic process. The record is from RefSeq and is a predicted model, not a curated record. Gene Ontology annotation, cellular component: membrane.
ACACAAAUAGAGCAAAAAAAGCUUUCUGCAAACACACACAAAAUGGCAGUUAAGAUUUCAGUUUUUCAAUCUCUUGUCUUUCUCUUUUACCGGUUUAUCCUCCGGCGGAAUACUAAAUCAAAAUACCAAAAAUGCCCUUCUACUCUCCUUCAGUCUGACCUAUCACGCGACACAUUGAUAUUUAACUUGGAAAGAUCUCUUCUCAAAUCCGACUCUCUCUUCCCUUACUUCAUGCUAGUAGCGUUCGAGGCGGGAGGGGUGAUAAGGUCAUUUAUCCUCUUCAUUCUCUACCCACUGAUAACCUUGAUGUUGAGCCACGAGAUGGGUGUGAAAGUGAUGGUAAUGGUGAGUUUCUUUGGGAUCAAGAAAGAUGGUUUUAGAGCGGGGGGAGCUGUUUUGCCUAAACAUUUCCUAGAAGAUGUCGGGCUCGAAAUGUUCAAAGUAUUAAGGAAAGGAGGGAAGAGAAUCGUCGUGAGUUAUGACCUUCCUCAAGUUAUGAUCGAAGGGUUCUUGAGAGAUUACUUGGAGGUUGAAGUUGUUGUGGGUAGAGAAAUGAAGGUCGUUGGUGAUUAUUACUUAGGAAUCAUGGAGGAUAAGACCAAACAUGAUCUUGUCUUUGAUGAUUUGGUUCGUAAAGAGAAACUAAACACUGGUCGUGUUAUUGGUAUCACUUCCUACAACACAUCUCUGCACCGAUAUCUAUUCUCUCAGUUUUGCCAGGAGAUUUAUUUUGUGAAGAGAUCCGACAAGAGAACCUGGCAAACCCUACCAAAAAGCCAAUACCCUAAACCACUGUUCUUUCAUGAUGGUCGUCUCGCAAUCAGACCAACCCCAAUGAACACUCUGGCCUUGUUCAUGUGGGGUCCAUUCGCAGUCUUAGCCGCAGCAGCUAGACUCUUUGUCUCUCUUUGUAUCCCUUACACAUUAUCAAUCCCAAUCCUAUGUUUCUCCGGUUGCAGACUAACCUUCGAGAUCGACGAAGUCUCAUCUCAAAAGUUAAACUCUAGUGAACGCAAAGGUUGUCUCUUUGCGUGUAACCACAGAACUUUGUUGGACCCUCUAUACGUUGGAUUCUCUUUAAAAAAGAAAAACAUCAAAACAGUAACGUAUAGUUUGAGUAGAGUCUCGGAGAUUCUAGCUCCCAUCAAAACCGUUAGACUGACUCGUGAUCGUGUCAGCGACGGACAAGCCAUGAAGAAACUAUUGACCGAAGGGGAUCUCGUGGUUUGUCCCGAAGGAACCACUUGUAGAGAACCUUACUUGCUAAGGUUUAGUCCUUUGUUCGCGGAGAUCAGUGACGUCAUCGUUCCCGUGGCAGUUACGUCACCCGCAACCUUCUUCUAUGGUACAACGGCAAGUGGCCUUAAGGCAUUUGACCCGCUCUUCUUCCUCAUGGAUCCUUAUCCAACCUACACAGUCCAGUUUCUUGACCCUGUCUCCGGUGUCACGUGUCAAGAUCCUGAUGGGAAGUUAAAGUUUGAAGUGGCUAAUCAUGUUCAGAGCGCGAUUGGGAAGGCGUUGGAUUUUGAAUGCACCAAUCUCACUAGAAAAGACAAGUAUUUGAUAUUGGCUGGUAAUAAUGGCGUAGUGAAGAAAAAUUAAAUUAUCUUUUUCAGGAUUUGAGUGUGUAAUUUUCGGUGUAAAGUAACCAAAUGCUUCAUUGAUUUUUUUUAUACAUUAUUAUAUGUUACGUAAAUGUUUUUAAAUAAUGUAACGUAAAUGUAUGUGCUCUCUAUU